AUCAAUUAUGGCGGACGGAAAAGUAGUUGAUCUCUGCUAAAAUAAAGGAAAUGGUUCUUGAAAAAAACAAGAUCGAUUGGAAAUAAUGUCUCUGGCAGCGGCUGAUAAGUUGUUGAAGCUGUUUGAAGCCUUGAAGAAUUAUAGAGAUGGAAUCCCUGUUCCCGAUUCCAACCCUUUGGCAAAGAAAAAGGAAGGUCUCUUGCCGAAAAAGGACAGGUUGUCACACAUCAGUGCUAUCCCAGAGCUUUUAUACUCUUCAUCGAUAAGGAGCAUUCAAGAGUUUCCCAAGCUCCUUGCAAUUGGAGUAGAUACACUUCUGGCAUCCUGUGAUGAUGAUGAAUCAGAUGUAAGGCUUGUGGCAGGAGAAGCCCUCAAUAAGCUUUUAAAGGAACUACUGGAUUCUAACCUUGGAAGGCUUCUUGUUGAGCUUUACAAAGAAAUAAAAAAGAAUGAUGCAGCUAGAAGUUUAAAAGCAGCACUCUUGCGUUUCGCUGAUAUUGCUCAUCUCAUAAGACCUCAAAAAUGCAGACCUUUUGUUGCCAAUUUACUGCCUUGUUUAGGCAGAAUUUGUAUUCGCACAGAAGAAUCAUUACAGGAAGCAUUGGCUACUGCAAUGCAGAAAAUACUCCCUGUUCUUGGUAGCUUUACAAGUGAUACUGAAAUUAAGCAACUGRUGAAAGCAUUCAUACCAAACCUAAAGUCGGCACAAGCCACAACAAGACGUACAGCAGCCUCAUCUCUUGUCAUUAUCUGUCAAAACUCUCGCAAACCAAGCAUGUUUCAUGAAUGGCUUAUUAACAUUUUACUGGGAAUGGUAUUGCCUUUGCAAGAUGUCAAGCCAACACCAGUGUACUUGGGUGUCCUCAACUGUAUUCGUCAAUUGGUCCCCCAUUUGAAUGAAUCAUUCUUGUCCGAAGAUAUCAUGAAAGGUAGCUUUGGAUCUCAAAGAAGCUUCAUAGGUGAAACUGGUGAAGACCACAAAGGAGUCAGCAUUAAACAGCUCUUACAGAUUUACGAGGUGGUGAUGCAAUGCACUAAACACACUGACCACAAUGUAGUCAACGCAGCUCUGGAAACACUGAAUCAACUACUUCGUACUCCACCAUCCCCUUUACUCAAAGUAUUGCUCUCUCAUGAUGGGAUCACACCAACAAUUAAACCAGAUACGCCAGCAACUGAAGACCUUGAAGGUGACCAUGAUUCAGCCGUAGGAGACCUUGAAACAGCGUCCACCGCAUCUACUGCACCCACUGAAACUGACCUCGAGAGCGAAUCCAAUACAGACUUUACUUCAACAUCUGAUUAUGAAUCUACAAAGUCCCAUGAAGAUACCGCCUCGGUUGGUACGACAGCCACCGAUUUGUCUUCCGUCGAAUCCACUGACGACUUGUCUAAUCGGGUCAGAGAGUUACGUGUCGCUAGAGAUUCUUCGUCACCCGAUUUGCAGUCGGUCGAAGAUGUGAUGGAAAGUGAUGAUAAUGAAGACAAAUCUAGUAUCUUACCCGGUCCAAAAAUUGGACGAUCGUUAUCAGAUCCAGGAAUGGUCGUCCAAGAAGAUGACUCUAGUCAAGCUGUGAGUGAAACGGAAGUUGACGCUAGUCUUCAGACGGAAAUUCCCGACGACCUUCCGAUCGAGGAGCAAGAUCGAAUAUGCGACGACUUAGGAGAAUUAAAUCAAGAAGUCGAACCCCUAAGAACAGAAUCUAUAGUAACCCAAGACGUUCGUAUACUUGUUGAGAGUAGCUUUGAGAUUGAUGCUGUUGCAUGUGCAGGGGUCCCCAUGGUACAUAUUGUCCGUGUCAUGUGUUCGUUUUUACUAUCGGGUCGCCCGGGGGAAGUUCUCCCGGACUCUAAUGUCCGUGUUAGUGUCAAGUCUCUGGCCAUGUCCUGCAUAGCUCAGGCAGUUCGCCACCAUCCUGAGGCAUUUUUAGUUGGCGUUUUACCGGAUCAUGGUGAAAGUGCAGGACAGCACCACCGUGAUGUCCAGUUAGUAAGAGAUGUACUACUCUUUAAUGCUCAUCCAGAUCCUCAGCUAAGAGGAGGUCUUGGGUCUGUUUUGAGUAUUCUUAUUGCUGCAGGUCUAAAGAAAGGAAGCUUGGAUUUUAACGGUUGGAGUGAAAAGUGCUGUAAUGAAUAUAACACAGCUGUAUUGAGUAUCGAGAGCCUGUUAUCACUGUUUGGAUGCAUCUUACAGGAUGACUCUCCUGUUGCCAUCAGACAGGCCUGUUCUGCUCUCAAGGUUUGUUUUGCUUCACUGUGUCGAAGUGUUCACUGCCAUUUAGUUCGUGAUCUUAUCGAUAUACUAGUGCAACUAAGGAAAAAAUCUUACUGGCUUAUCAAGGUUGAACUGUUGGAGCUCAUAGAAGUGAUAGACGUAAGGCUGAUAACGUACUUGGAGGCGAACAAGUUUUUCCAAUCGGAUAGCAAAACGGAUACUCUUUUAAAUCAUCUGAGUAUCCAGGACGUUCUGCUGAAGGACGUAGUGUUUUCAUCACUUGAUGAUGACGAUGGCCGCGUAAGACAUGCUGCAGCAAAAUGCUGUGUCAAACUUGUACCAAAAUUACUGCUGAGCACAGGAGAUCCAAGGCAACAGGCCAUUGUACAAGUAGUCUCGCAUAGUGUGGAUGAAUUAAAAAUGAAAAACAGCGACAACAGAGGUAGCCAGCCAUCUUCGCUUCAUUCACAAGCUACCAUCCUCCACAGCUUGUCAAAARUCGUUGCCAUGACAACAGAAAUCCUCAAUCAUUCCACUUCCAAAUACCGCACGAUUGGCUGUAUCCACCUUCUUCAUUCUCUGGCCCAGGCCUACCCCAUCGCCUCAUACCCGGCGGCCUGGGGCUGUUCUGUAGCAGUGCAUUGCAGUAGCCCUAUAUCCUCUCAUUUUUCCAGCACUAACGCCCCUCCUCGACCUGGGAGUCCCAGCAUAUGUUGUACAGGGGGAGGUGGUCCGCUUUCAUUGGUUGUUGGUAAUGUGACGUCAUCAUGGAUCGCCUAUGACCUCAUCGCCCAUCAGAAUCUAUUGCAACUUUCCGGGCAGCUAUUUCUCGGAGUUGCAUCAUCAGGCAUCAAUGUUUCCCUGAAAUCACAAAUCAGCCAUCAAACAGAAGAUUCAACACAUGCCGGCAGCUCUGAGGCUUGGAACGUGUUCAGCGACACUGCAGUUGGUCCUUUGGCUGAAAAAUUGAUCGCACAUCUGAUAAGACUUUUGAACGUGUUUGCCCAUGUAAUAGAUGGAGCUACUCCUGGAGCACAUUCAUUCAAGCUUUCAUUUCCAGGACAAAGCAAGGACAAAUCAUCCCAACCCUCUGCCCCUGGGGGUGCAUCCCAUGCCUCACCCCAUUCCUCCUCGUCAACAACACCAACCCAACCCGUCUCAGCUGUGCCAAAGCGACUUCUCAAGUCUAAGAGAGCUUUGUCCGAAGCAGAUCUACCGAGUUCCGAUAAAUCACCUACCAAGGCAGGGAGUGGAGGAGAGGGUCCUGAUGGCGAGCAAAAGCAUCAUCAGGGUCCUCCCCCUAAGAGUAACAUUGGUACCUUUUAUAACUUACCACACUACAUGAAGCUGUACGAAGUCAUUAAAGGAACGUUUCAAAACUACCAGGUGACACUCUCAAAAGCUUUGCAAGACAAAUUUACCAGUUUUCUUCGUUGCACUUUGAGUGUACUCUCUCACUUCCUGGAAAUUUCCUCAUUUCAAGAAAUUGGCAAGCAUGUCGAAGAAAUUCUUGGUUAUCUACUAGUCUGUGUUAAAGUAGAGCCUUGCAAAACCUUCCUAUGUGUGCAACAGCUUCUUCGCGCAAUGUUCGGCAUCAAUGCUGUCUCUCAACCCGAUCACGCACAUACACCCGUUUACCCUGGUUGCCUAGGGGACACUCUCAUCUCCUUACCCGUAUCCAUGACAACAGAGUAUGUAGAUGAUGGUGGCGAUGGUUUGUACUAUGACUGUUUCGAGCUGCCUCAAAGGGAGUACCUACAAUCCAUCGAGAAGAUGGUUCACAAGGAAGAAGAAUCAGAAAGUUCACUUAAAAGGGGAAUUGGGAGUUUUUUCAAGAAAAUCCGAAGGAGAACGGGUUCAGUAAUUCCCCCGGCUGUCAAGAUAGAUAAGCAAUCACCCAUCCAUUUAUUCAUUCGUCUCUUCGAACCACUCGUGAUACGGGCCCUCAAGGAAUUCACUAUCAGUACUUCUGUCACACUGCAACAACAAGUGCUCAGUCUGUUGGCACAGCUGGUCAAGCUACGAGUGAACUAUGCUCUUCUUGAUGCCGACCAAAUUUUUAUCACAUACAUCCAGAAGCAGUUUGAAUACGUUGAUGCUGGGCAAAUCAAGAACUGUGAUACCUUUCUCCCAUUCGUUUUCCAAUUCCUGGUCUUGCUAUCGUACGAAUGCUUUCAACCCAAGUUCAACCAAGCAAAGGCCAUCGUAGGAAUGCCUAAAGUCAUACAGCUGUGUGACGGUAUUAUGGCCAGCGGACAACCUGCCAAAACGCAUGCCAUUCCGGCUCUACAGCCCAUCGUUCACGAUCUUUUCGUGUUGCGUACUUCAGGCAAGGCAGACGCCGGCAAGGAAGUUGAGACCCAGAGAGAAGUCGUUGUGUCAAUGCUGUUGAGAUUCGUUCAGUAUGCAGAGGUGCUGGAGAUGUUGACCAUGGUACUAAACUGCUACCAACGAGAAGAUGAAGACAGAUGGAAGAAAAUGUCCAGACAAGUCAUUGAUAUGCUGUUACCUAUGCUUGCUAAACAACAGAUUUAUGUAGAGAAUGAGUUUGGUUUUACUGCAUUGCAAGGAGUGUUCCAAGCAGUUUCUCCUGUAUCUCUUCGUCCUGCAGACGUCUUACUCAAGGCACUUUUUGUGCCAAUUCAGCUGACCCAACUGCUGACCCUCGAGCGCUGGCUCAGCAUGGUCUUGGUGUUGCUCUACACCAUACAAGGUCACGUGAGUGAAGGCCAGCUAAUAUCCCGAAUGAAAGAGAUCCAUAUAAAAACAAACAUUUUGAAUGGCUUGGUUGAUGAAACCCUGGACGAACAGUAUCAGAAUCCAGGAGACAGCGUAUCAGCUGAAGAAUCUGAUAAGUUAUUUAGCUUGUUUCUUCUGCAUGUUGUUAACAUCAUUGUUCAGCGUAUUGCGAACCUGUCCAACAUGUUGGCUAAAGACAAUGGACUUGAUAUCUUAUUUCUGCACAAGCAGUUUUCUAGCUUGAGUCUUUCAAUCACCCAUAUGAUUAAAUCAGAGAAUUUUUCUCGAAUCACUACUUCAACGUCUGCGUUAUGCAACAGCCAGCCACCACACCCAUUAGUAGCUGCCAUCAAUUCAUCGUUAACCAAAAUUCUCCCCACCCAUCCCCUGUUAGUCUUACGUUGGGCUACGGUACUGAAGUCGCUAUCGUUCAGCAAUCCAUCCUUCUGGUAUAAACUAAUAGAAACAGGUUCCUCCGCAAAACAAGAAACCAAAGAAACACGUGACUGUGUCCAGCCAAUCAACAGAGAGGCUACACGACAGGCCGCAAUCUUGCUUUAUUGCGAUCUCUUGAUAGAAAAGGAAGCGGAUCGACCUGGGUGUAGUCUAAAUGAAGUAACAAUACUAUUGCAGUCUUGCAUAGAAGAUUUGAUUCGUCUGCAUGCUGAGAUACCCGUUGUAAAGCUUUUUAGUAUUCUUCAUAAGAGUUUGGACGGAAGUCGUGUAUUAAUGGAAACAUUCAUCUCUGGUCAUGCUCUACAAAAAGAAAGACAAAAAAGAGAUAUACCCUACACCAAACAUUUAGUCCAGUGCCUGGCGAACGUACACAGUUCACAAACCUGCCUUCUUCUCAAAAUCCUUGCGGACUUUUUCCUCGAUUCCGAUUGCCGUUCCAUCACACGACUGGUGGAGAGCAACAUUUGUAAACGGCUGGAGAUAGAAAUCUCUCGUCUGAAGGAUCCCAAAAACGAAACUUCUACAGAAGAACUUAUAGCUGUCUGUCACCUGAUGGCAUCCAAGAAACAGAUACAAAGAAAUCCUCGGCUUUGUUCACUGGUUCAUCACAUUUUAGCAUCUUCUCCACGCACACAGACUACCGAACAGGUUACAAGUACCACACAUCUAGUUACGUCAAUGAAAAACUACGUUAUUGAUCAGGAGUGGUUCUCUCGUCUGGCAUCCCACUGCUGCUCCACGGCCAACCCUGACCCCAGUGUACUGCGGGCAAGAAAUGCACAAGAAUCCAUUCUCCUUUUAAGCGCUUUGAACUUUAGCUCUGUUUGUAAUAUUAUGAGUCAAGAGGAAUUCGACGUUGGUCUUCUCGAAGACUGCAUUCUAGUCGGUGUCGAAAGAACACUUCAGUUCACCUCCAGAAGACUGAGCGUAGAGGAAACUGUCAUUAAGCUCUACGACAACACUGAACACUUCGAGAGUACUGGAGUGGACCAUUUAUUAUUAGCAGCCAAACUAACCAUAUUUAGGCAUAUGUACCACGUGGUGCAAGAAGUCGUGACCAACGUUCCAUGUGAAGCUCAAGAAGAGGGCAACUCAUCUUCUCGCAUAAUCAUCGACAAAGACAGUUUUGCUUUUCUUUGUAAAGAUACACAAUGGUGUAGCCGUAUCCUAGACCUCGCUCGUGGGAUUGUAUCGUAUUGUAGUGUCGUCAGCUCGCUUCCUCGGCAGUGUGUCUUAAACGCAGAUGAAAUUUGUUGUCUUUGUAGAUUCAUCUUUCUUCCCCUAGCGAUCGUACAUCACAAACUGGUCAGCGGUAUUCCUCCAAACACUGUGGAAAUGAAGAUAGCAUUAACUUGUAUCGGCAAGCUUCUUCUACUGGAGUACGACCAGAGUGUCAAUGAAGUGGAGUACGUAACAUUAGUUUGUCAAGCCAUCAACCAUGUCUAUACUUUGAUUAAAGCAGUGUCUGUCAACGGGACUGAAAAGUUAAGUCAUGAAAUAUCAGAUGAAGAUCGUCGCCCCUGUGCCGACAGAGAAGAUGAAUUUCAGUCCAUCACCUUAGCCUGUGACCAAAUAUCAGACCUUGUCAACUACACCUACACAUACCUUAGGCCUGGGUCCCAAUCGUUCUCAGUCCUCCCCCAGUUUCUUUACGAGCCUUUCACUCUGGCAAUCGUAGGCUUGGCUAGACGACCGUUGGUCAACAGCUAUGCACGAACACCUCCUCUUGUUUGGAAGCUAGGAUGGAUGCCGACACCUGAGGGACCCCUAAAAACAGAAUUGCCACCUUUACCAAUAGAGAUCCUUAAAGAAAAAGAUGUUCUGAAUGAAUUUGUUAUGAGAGUCAAUAUCUUAGGCUGGAUUAACAGGCAGCAGUUCGAAGAGACGUGGGCAGCGUUACUCGGUGUUCUUAGCUCGCCACCACUUCCUGAACAAGUCUCACAAGAGGAGGACAUGGAAGCCAGCCAUUCUUGUUGUCUAGCAGUCCGUUGCAUUUCAGCGCUUCUUCUCCAGACUACCCUGUACCCGACCCCCGGUAACUGUAACGUUGGGGGAUACCUACACAGCCCAAGACACCGGGAUUUGCCUUUCCUUGGUAGCAGGGCUGGAAAGAAGUUAUCUGUAGUACGCGGGCUCGUGGAAGAAGAGUUUGUAAAUAAUUGCUGCACAGGGACUGGUAAAGCGUACUUAACAAAAGAAGACGUCAAACAUGAACAUUCCGCGAGCUUCCAUCGAUCGAAUAGUUUUGUCUCUAAUCACGGAAACACUGCCGUGUGGACUAGUAACAAGCUCGUAUUCGACAAUCCGCUGUACGGACUGAACGUAGACAGGAUACUUGGUUUCCAUGACUACACGCUUGGACAAAUUUCUCUGUUGGGCCUGCACAGCCAAGCUCAAGCCCAACUACAAGAGUAUCCUGACAGUGACGACGACGCAGCCAUCGUCGUUACCAUUCCUCGCAUGGCCAAACCAGAAAAACUUGAUAUUCGUUCUUGUCUACAAUUUUUACUGGAGCUUUUUGAACAGUGGAUGUCACCUUAUGUUCAGCCCAGGACUCCUCUCAUGCUUUUGUCUGAAGCUACUAAAGCGUUGGUAGUGUUUUCUGAUCUGUUCAUCGAUGGUCAUCACUUUGAAUGGAUCCUAGACACGCUGCUUGAACUUCACCAGAAUCACCCAUCAGAAGAUGACCUACUAAUUCAGUACUCCUUACCUGUCAUCUGCAAAGCACUGGCUUUCUUAAAAAUUGAGGGACAAACUUCUGAAAAAGUGUUCAAGAUUGUGGAAACGUCUUUACGAAGUCCACAUGUUCCCCUUCAGAUGUCAGCAUUAUAUGGAUCCUUGUACAUCCUCGAAUCACACGUGCCCACUGUGGUGUCUCUGUUAAUACCCAUCCUGACCGAGCAUCUUGGACGAAAACUGAAUACACUUCCAAAUGCUGUAAUGCUGGCCCAACAGCAUCUUCUUGUUAUGUGGUCCACCGUAUUUUACCUAAUUGAACAUUACAAUGAUGAAAUCCCAGAUGCAGAAUUCAAAGCCAACAUACUCAAGGUCGCUGUUCGUAUAGCAUCUUCCAAUGAGGAAAGCACUCCGCCAGCUGUGUACCAUGCUAUCAUGAGGGGACUGGAACGACUUGUGGUGUCAUUUGCUUUGUCUUCUUCAGAAAGCGAUUCACUAGUCAAACUUAGUGUCGACAGAUUGUCAAUGCAGAACCCUCAAAGAUCGAUUUUAGCGUUGGGACUUCUCGUGACUUGCAUGUACACAGGCAAGAUAGGUGAUCGGCCAAGUGGCAUUUACCCUCAACCCGAUACAACCGAAUUUCCGACAGAAGAUCGAUUACUCAUCGCCAUGGAAAGAGUCACCGUAUUGUUUGACCGGAUACGAAAGGGAUUUCCUUCAGAAGCACAAAUCGUAGCGCGUGUUCUUCCUCGCUUGCUUCUCGACUUCUUUCCCGCACAAGAAAUCAUGAACAAAGUUAUUGGAGAGUUUUUAUCAAGUCAGCAGCCGUACCCUGAACUCAUGGCAGAGGUACUUUUUAAGGUAUUUGAGGGACUUCACAGCCAAGGACAGAAUGUGGAAGUGAGAGACUGGGUCGUACUCUCUUUAGCCAGUUUUAUUCAAAGAACACCUCUUUCAAUGGCUAUUUGGAGUCUAACGUGCUUUUUUAUUAGUGCUUCGACCAACAAAUGGAUCAGAGCAUUAUUCCCACACAUAUUGGGACGAAUAAAUCAAUUAGAAGAAAUCGACCACAAAUAUUUCUGUGCUGCUGCAAUUGACUUUUACACCAAUCAGAAUCUUGAUGAAACACAAAAACAAUUCUUCCUGUCGACGUUCAAGUCAGUCGCUACACCCGGCUCGGCCUACAAUCAGYUGAUUACCAGCUGUGAAACACAGCCAUUUUUAAGUGAAAUGAUUAAGAUUCAACAAUGAUAGAUAUCUAAAAGCAUCAAAAAAUCCUCAAAACCGCGUCCCCGUAAAAGUAUCAACUACGCAUGCCUGGUCAACAUAAUCACGUGCUAAACCUGGGUUUAAUUUCAAUGUGAUAACAUUUGAAUAUUUACAAUAUUGAUCAUAACAUAAAAUCGCUUCGUGACGUCAUUAUUGAUGACGUAAUAUCUAGUGGCUUGGUGACGUAAUUAUUAGUUCUGUAUUCGCCAUAUCAAAGUCGAAUAAGAAUCUUAUCGUUAUUAACAAAAUAGUAUAUGGUACUUCGAGAUGGUACUAAGUUGAAUUAAGGGACUAUUUUGGAGUUUUUCAUGAUGGGUUGUCUGUGGAAAUAUUGCCCGUGGUGACCUAAGUCUCUGUCUGGAAAUCAAUGCAUUAAGAGUUUAAAACAAGCAAUAUUAUAUUACUAAAUUGCAUAUUUUAGUGCUUUAUUAAUGUAGUUGGUCAUGCUUAAAGUCAUGAAACUAGGAGCAUUAGUUAUUGCAUGCAUGAAGUACUGACCCAAUAUAGAUUGUGAUGAUCCAAAUUUUUACGAAAAAGUUUCUAAAAAAGCGAAAGAUAUUUACGAAUUCUUUGAUUCAAAUUCGAUGAGAAUAAGAGAUAAAAGUAUUGAAAUUACAAUUGUACAGUGAAUUUGCUGUCAAGUAAGAAUUUAUUCUAGAGAAUAUUUGUCAUUGAUAAAAAUUCAAAAAAAAUUAUAAUGAAUAAUAAAAAAACGUAGAAUUCGCGGGA
Molecule: messenger RNA, 10084 nt
Organism: Actinia tenebrosa (Australian red waratah sea anemone)
Lineage: Eukaryota; Metazoa; Cnidaria; Anthozoa; Actiniaria; Actiniidae
Product: huntingtin
Cellular component (GO): nucleus; cytoplasm
Source: RefSeq, a predicted model, not a curated record